Entamoeba dispar SAW760 is the source of this 1392-nucleotide messenger RNA. RefSeq lists its product as uncharacterized. The transcript has 2 exons. The record is from RefSeq and is a predicted model, not a curated record. The coding region runs from base 1 to 1392 and encodes 463 amino acids. NCBI's taxonomy places the organism in Eukaryota, Evosea, Mastigamoebida, Endamoebidae.
AUGUCAAGAGUAAUAGUAAGAGUCUUUUUAAAUGGACAGUCGAUUUCAGUUAAACCAAUGAAUUCACAAGACAAUUUGAAAACAGUUAGAGAGAAAUUAAAAGAAAAGAUAUCUGUUUCUCAACAAUUUCUAUCAAAAGAUGGAGAUUUAAUUGAUAUAAAUGAUGAAGAUUCAUUUACUAUAGGAGAUAUAAUUGAUUCAUCAAGAAUAAUAAAUAUCAAAGAAACAAUAGAUAAAAAAGGAAUAAAAAUAAAAUUAAAUGAUGAAAUAAUUAGCACUAUUGAAUUGGAUAAGAAAACAAAGAUAAGUGAUAUCAGAAAAUUAAUUCAAAAUAUUCCAGAAACUGCACAUUUCUAUACACCUGAGAAUGAAAUAAUUGAAAAAGAAGAUGAAGAACAAUUUUUAGUAGAAGAUAUAAUAAAUAAUGAUGAAAUUAAUCUUAAAAAAGAGAAAGAAAAUACAGUAGAAAUGGAUAUUGUAACUGCUGGAAUAUAUUUAAAUGGAAAACCUUCAGGGGAAAGACAAUUAAAUAAGAAUUCUUCUCUUUCAGAUAUAAGAAAAGAAAUUGAAAAUGUAAAAAAUAUUCCAAAAGAAUUUGUAUUUGAAGAUCAAAAAGGAAGUAAAAUAGAAAAAGAUAAAGAACAAACAUUAAAAUUAACUUCUAUUCUGUAUGAUAAUAAGAUCAAUAUAACAGAAAAAAUAGUACCUGUCAUUUCACCAAGUAACACUAAAGUAUUUGAUGCUCCACCAAAACUACGUUACAACACUUCUUUAAACAAUGCUAUAUUACCUUUCGGUUCACCGCGUAAUACUGUUAUAUCAUAUACUUCUCCAAAUGACACUACAGAUGUACCUGAAAAAAAUGUUCCAAUUAAAGGAAGUAUAAGAUUGAAAAAUCAUGAAGAAGGAAAAUUGAAAAUAUAUUUAUAUCCAAAUAAACCAUUUAAUCCAAAGGAUGAGAACGAUGCAAUUGCUAUUUUAGUUGUUGGUCAAACAGGAAGUGGUAAAACAACAUUAUUAAAUAAGACCAUGUUAAAAAAGUUACAAGGAGAAUACUAUGAAAUCCAAAUUGAUUGUUAUGAUAAACAACAAAGAAUUCUAGAGUGUGUUAAUAUAUUAUCAUCAAUUGCAUUAAAUAAUAAAGUUACUAGUUCUAAUGAAUAUUUAGACCAAUUAAUUGAAACUGAGAAUAUUGAAAAGAAACCUGGAUAUAAAAGUCGAAUAAGAGGAUAUCUUGAACUUAAAAAAACAAAUGAAAUGAUAGAAGAUAUUAUAAAAAAAUCAACAACACAAAAGAGUAGGGAGGAGAUUAAGGCAGAACUUGAAAGAAAAAUGAAUGAAUUAAAACAAGGAGAUGAAUCAACACUAGUUGAAUCAAUUCAAAAACUAUGA